Molecule: messenger RNA, 1188 nt
Organism: Emys orbicularis (European pond turtle)
Lineage: Eukaryota; Metazoa; Chordata; Testudines; Emydidae
Gene: RRAGD
Product: Ras related GTP binding D
Exons: 7
Coding region: 1-1188 (395 amino acids)
Biological process (GO): cellular response to starvation; negative regulation of autophagy
Cellular component (GO): lysosome; Gtr1-Gtr2 GTPase complex; nucleus
Molecular function (GO): GTPase activity; GTP binding
Source: RefSeq, a predicted model, not a curated record
AUGAGCCAGGUGCCGAGGAUGCCCCAGGAGGAGGAGGAGGAGGAGGAAGAUGAGCUUGUUGGGCUCGCGGAUUACGGGGAUGGGGCCGAGUCCUUCUCGGAUGGAGACCCGGAGACCGGCGCCGACGAAGCGUUUCUGGAUUUCAGUGACCCCUUCAGUACUGAAGUUAAGCCAAGAAUCCUACUUAUGGGACUGAGAAGAAGUGGGAAGUCUUCCAUUCAGAAAGUUGUCUUUCACAAAAUGUCUCCAAAUGAAACCCUUUUCUUGGAGAGCACUAACAAGAUCUGCAGAGAAGAUGUUUCCAACAGCUCCUUUGUUAACUUUCAGAUAUGGGACUUUCCUGGGCAAAUUGACUUCUUUGACCCUACGUUUGACUAUGAGAUGAUUUUCAGAGGCACUGGAGCACUGAUAUUUGUCAUAGAUUCUCAGGAUGAUUAUAUGGAGGCCUUGGCUAGGUUGCAUCUCACCGUGACCAGAGCUUAUAAAGUGAAUCCAGACAUCAACUUUGAAAUCUUUAUUCAUAAAGUGGAUGGUUUGUCUGAUGAUCAUAAGAUUGAAACCCAAAGAGACAUUCACCAGAGGGCAAAUGAUGACCUUGCAGAUGCUGGAUUGGAGAAAAUUCACCUCAGCUUUUAUCUGACAAGCAUAUAUGAUCAUUCUAUAUUUGAAGCCUUUAGCAAAGUGGUACAGAAACUGAUUCCACAGCUCCCAACACUGGAAAACCUCCUUAACAUCUUUAUCUCAAAUUCUGGGAUUGAGAAAGCAUUUCUGUUUGAUGUAGUCAGUAAAAUUUAUAUUGCAACGGACAGUACUCCAGUGGAUAUGCAAACUUAUGAGCUCUGCUGUGAUAUGAUAGAUGUUGUUAUCGAUAUUUCUUGUAUCUAUGGGCUCAAAGAAGAUGGCGCGGGAACACCUUAUGACAAAGAAUCAACAGCAAUCAUAAAACUGAACAAUACAACUGUCCUUUAUCUAAAGGAGGUGACAAAAUUCCUUGCUCUUGUUUGCUUUGUAAGAGAAGAAAGCUUUGAGAGAAAAGGACUAAUAGACUACAACUUCCAUUGUUUUCGCAAGGCCAUACAUGAAGUAUUUGAAGUGAGAAUGAAAGUAGUGAGAUCUAGAAAACAUCAGAGCCAGAUGCAAAAAAAUAAAAGAGCCACCCCUAAUGGCACACCUAGAGCACCACUGUAG